CUGGACAAUCAGACUCACCUCGUCGUAGUCCUCACCUUGCCCCAUAGCAACUCCUCAACACCGGAGUGCGCUACUUCGUACUCAAACGUCAAGCCAGUACGCCCGGCUCUCUUCUCCUUUACCUCGAUAUCACUGCCAUCUUGCUCAGAGUCUUCGUACUGCCCUAGCGCUGUCCUGUCCGCCCUUACAUAGAUUGAGUACACCUUCGUCAUGUCCUUCUUCAAAUCAAUGGGACGGUCUGGGCGGCCAAAGAAGUCUCCCACGCUACCGGGCGCCGACUUUGGCGUCUUUCCUCAGAAUUACCAGCAACAGCAUUCCCAGCAACAAGCACUCAGCCCCACUGGCAAGCCCUUGUACCUCUGCAACCCUUUCCUCAGGUCAGCCCUCGUGAAGGGAAGCUUCAAGACGAUUGUGACGCUGCCGAAGUAUGUCGAGCCAAGGGAAUGGGUGGCCGUCAACCUCUUCGACUUCUUCAAUAACCUCAAUCAAUUCUACGGUGUGCUGACGGAAUUCUGUACAAUUCAGAACAACCCAACAAUGUCAGCAGGAGUCGGACUGGACUACACAUGGAUCGAUCAGAAUCGAAAGCAGGUCAAGCUACCCGCGCCUCAAUACAUUGACUAUGUCAUGACAUGGGUCGGUGGACUGCUGACCGACGAGGCCACCUUCCCGACCAAAGCUUCGCGAGACUUCCCGCCGACGUUCCUCACGACGGCCAAGCACGUUUACAAGCAACUUCUCAGGGUCUUUGCGCACAUUUACCAUGCGCAGUUUCCCUACCUCAUCCACCUCUGCUGCGAAGGUCACUUCAAUUCCCUCUUUGCGCACUUCAUCGCCUUUGGUGCCGAGUUCGAGCUCUUCAGCUUCCAGGAGUUCAAGAACUCUGGUAAUUCUACCGGAGGCGGAUACCCUGGUGUGUGCGACCUGAUCGAGGCGUGGGUUCAAAUGGGCAUUCUGGAAGACAAAUGCCUCAAGUAGAGGGGCUGAAGGCGGGGAGG
Molecule: messenger RNA, 998 nt
Organism: Microstroma glucosiphilum
Lineage: Eukaryota; Fungi; Basidiomycota; Exobasidiomycetes; Microstromatales; Microstromataceae
Exons: 4
Coding region: 211-978 (255 amino acids)
Biological process (GO): positive regulation of protein phosphorylation; cell division; signal transduction
Cellular component (GO): nucleus; cytoplasm
Molecular function (GO): protein kinase activator activity
Source: RefSeq, a predicted model, not a curated record